Zophobas morio is the source of this 1705-nucleotide messenger RNA. RefSeq names its product gamma-aminobutyric acid receptor alpha-like. Gene Ontology annotation, molecular function: neurotransmitter receptor activity; extracellular ligand-gated monoatomic ion channel activity; GABA-A receptor activity. Bases 72 to 1589 code for a protein of 505 amino acids. Gene Ontology annotation, biological process: signal transduction; regulation of membrane potential; chloride transmembrane transport. The transcript is spliced from 8 exons. Gene Ontology annotation, cellular component: neuron projection; plasma membrane; synapse. The record is from RefSeq and is a predicted model, not a curated record. Lineage: Eukaryota; Metazoa; Arthropoda; Insecta; Coleoptera; Tenebrionidae.
UUAAUUCCAGACCCGUUCUCUCAGAGCCCCCCCACACCGGCGCGAGCCUGGAGGACCCCCUCGCCCUCAACAUGUCCCUCAACAGCGUCGUCAUCGCCUUCUCCGCCACCAGCACCCCCUCGAAAAUCCUCAAACGCUCCCACAACGACGUCGUCAGCAGGAACAUCACCAUGGUGCUCGAAAACCUCCUCAAAAACUACGAAAGCUCCCAGCUCCCCACGCACGGCCGAGAGCAGCCCACCGUGGUCCAGACCAACAUCCUGAUACGCAGCAUGGGCCCGGUCUCCGAGCUGGACAUGGAAUACUCCAUGGACUGCUACUUCCGCCAGUACUGGCGCGACCAGCGCCUGUCGUUUCUCGGCCCCAUCAAAUCCCUCUCGCUGUCCAUAAAAAUGCUGGAACGCAUCUGGAGACCCGAUACUUACUUCUACAACGGCAAGCACUCAUAUGUCCAUACAAUCACCGUUCCCAACAAACUCCUGAGAAUCAGCCAAGAUGGCGAUAUCUUAUACUCGAUGAGGUUAACGAUCAAAGCGAAGUGCCCGAUGGAGCUGCGUACGUUUCCGAUGGACAGGCAGUCGUGUCCGCUGAUCCUGGGGAGCUAUGCCUACACCUCCAAGGACCUGGUGUACCGAUGGCAGAACGAAGCCAGUGUCAAUUUCGUCCCGGGGAUGACGUUGUCCCAGUUUGAUUUGAUCAGCUUUCCUUACAGAAAUUUUACUCUGACGAGACGGGAAGGCGACUUCUCCGUCCUCCAAGUCUCCUUCAACCUCCAGCGCCACACCGGCUACUUUCUCAUCCAGGUCUACGUCCCCUGCAUCCUCAUCGUGGUCCUCUCCUGGGUGUCUUUCUGGAUUCACCGGGAGGCCACCAGCGACCGCGUGGGUCUGGGCAUCACAACCGUCCUCACCCUCUCCACCAUAAGCCUGGACUCCCGCACGGACCUCCCCAAGGUGCGCUACGCCACUGCCUUGGACUGGUUCCUGCUCAUGAGCUUCUUCUACUGCAUUGCGACCCUCCUGGAGUUCGCCGGGGUUCACUACUUCACGAAGGUGGGCAGCGGGGAAAUCCCCGUCGACGAGGACGACUGGGAGGACUUCAACGAGUCGGAAGAUGAGCCCGCGUCUGCAGCCGACUUGGUGGAAAAUGCCGUCAGUGCUGCCAACCGUGCGGGGAGGCGGAGGAGUUCGUUGAUUUGUCCAAUUUAUAAUAAUUCGGCCGUCUACUACACCAGCAAACGCACCUCUUUGACUUCAAACGUCCAAGUGACGCCGCCUCCAGUGCGGCUAACGAUGGAAAGAACAACGCAAACGGAAACCCGUCUACCUAAAUGGAAACAGUUCAUUUAUUGCUUGAAAGGGGAUGAUAAGUUUCGGAAACAGAGACAAAGAGAAGCGGCUUCCGCUAAUGGCGGCGAUGGCCGCCACGGCCCCCGACAUGUAAACAGCGUAAGUUUGAUAGACAGGGCUGCGAGAGUUCUCUUCCCGGCAUCGUUCGGCUUUUUCAAUCUAAUUUACUGGAUGAUUUAUUUUAUGUACCAGGAUGAUUUCAAAUGGGGAGAUAGUAAAUUGGGCUCUUUAGGUCACUAAAUGGGAUUUAUGAGGAGUGGAGUACGGGCUAAUAGCUGUUUAUGGGAGCUUCUGGAAGGCUUCAGGGAGUUAGAUGCUUCGUAUCGACACAAUUGUAUGAGUAGAAUAAAUAAAAU